CAGCUUUUUCGCACCCAGCUAGGAUGUCCAGAGAAGAGCCCGGAUCUUCGCGUCAGUUGACUCGAGCUCAGCGAGUCGAAGCUCUCAAGGAAGCAGCGAGGGAACGCAUGCGGGCCCACCGCAAACGCUGGACCGAAGAGAGUGCCAAAGCAAAAGCUUGCGACCGGACGCCUAGACUUCGCGGACACAGCGCAGAAGUUCGCACUCGAGCGGAAUGCGAUCGUGAGAGUCCGGCGACGACGCUGCAAAAUCGAGAGGUCACGAAAGAGCCAGGUGCAGCAGAAGCUAGGAACGCGGUGGAGGCGAAACCGAAGCGGUGUCCCGCCAGAAGACGCCGGGCCGGUGACGAGACGAGUGACGGCCGAGACCAAGGGAUCCGUGCCAAUGGGCGCGAGACUUCUCACCUGUUGCUUUCCGGUACCGGUGAUAUGCUUCAUCAGUGGCUACUGAAGUCCAUUGAGGUCAUGGACGAGGACUCUCGCUCAACCGACUCUCCUGGCCAGAGCCAGCCAGGCACACCCCUGCAGACAAGCCACAGUCCAGGCGCCGUCAACAUGGGCCUGGUUGCUGGCGAUGCGGCCCGUCAUCCGCAGACGUCCAAGUACACGCAGCUCCUCGCGGUCAUCGAGGAACUCGGGCGCGACAUUCGGCCAACGUACGCUGGAAGCAAGUCAUCAGCCGAGCGCCUCAAGCGAGGCAUAGUGCAUGCACGCAUUCUCGUCCGGGAAUGCCUGAUGGAAACCGAACGCAACGCCAGGUCUUAGCAGGCUGCUGUUGCUGAAAGCAAAGCUAGUUUGUUACUGGCAUUGGGAAAAAUGUUUACAGGGCUAAGAGAGGCAAAACAAACAUUGCGUGUGCAUAUCAUGCUUGUGUUUCAUCUUUCCUAGCGCUGUCGACAUCUUUCGUGAUCUUGGCUGGUAUGUCUUUAACCCCAAAAAGCCCAACGUAUCCUUUUUUUUUCUAUGCUGAGUUUGUAAUGUCUAAACUAUGAUUUGUAGGGAACCUAAUGUAAAGCCUAUGCAUAGUGCCAUUUUUUAUACAUAACAUCCAAUUCUGGAUAGAUGAGAAAAACCUGGUGCUAAUGAGUUAUACUACAGUGGAAGUUUUUUUUGGGAGGUGGGGCAGGGCCAGGAAUGUGUUGUGAACCUGUUCUUUUUUUUUUUUAAUGGUGCUUGGGCUUUAUGGGGUUAUUUCAACAAACUUGACGGAUGUGUCUUUCAUGUGGUGUAAGAUGUAUUAAAAAUGAGAUUGAAGACUA
Molecule: messenger RNA, 1258 nt
Organism: Dermacentor albipictus
Lineage: Eukaryota; Metazoa; Arthropoda; Arachnida; Ixodida; Ixodidae
Cellular component (GO): cytoplasm; nucleus
Source: RefSeq, a predicted model, not a curated record